Molecule: messenger RNA, 660 nt
Organism: Cylicocyclus nassatus
Lineage: Eukaryota; Metazoa; Nematoda; Chromadorea; Rhabditida; Strongylidae
Source: the annotation of a GenBank genome assembly
AUGUCGUUCUACUACUACAUUUAUAUCAUCUCAAAGGCUCGUUGUCCAUGUUCUACAAGAGUUUUAGGAACUAUUAAGAGAGGCGAUCUACGUGAUUAUUGUGGAGCUAUCAUUGCCGCUUAUUGGAUUGAGUUCAUUCCGCAGCAGUUUGCUCAUCUCUCCGCACCUUCAUGCUACCAACUUUUCAAAAGGAACUCACAUUAUAUGCUACACUCAGUCGUCCAACUCAACCGUUUCCCUCUUGGUAAACGCUCACGAUCAAAGCGGUUUUUCACCUCUGAAACUUACGCUCUCAUCUGCGGGCAAGUUCAUUGUCGUGCGAAUGAUCGAAAAAGCAUCUGCGGGAGCAAGUCGUCCAUGAAAAGUCGCGAUAGAAUUUACUUCACUUCACAGGAAUCUUAUUCUGGCAAAUACUCUCAUUCAACUAUCGUUGUUCAUGUUUCUGCUAGUGUCGUCAACCAUCGCAUAGAUGAAGGUGCACGUUGCUAUGCCCGUGUAGAGCAGCGGUUGGCAACACUGCUUUGCACGUGGCUGUUCGGGCUAAUCGGACCUGUCAUGCUGAUCAAUUCGAAAAUGGGACAGAUUCUGAUGCCGUCGACGAUAGAGGUUAUGGUCAGUAAAGCUUUAUCCUUAUAUUAUGCAUUUGUGUAUCAUUGCUAA